Racocetra fulgida is the source of this 186-nucleotide messenger RNA. The record is from the annotation of a GenBank genome assembly. Lineage: Eukaryota; Fungi; Glomeromycota; Glomeromycetes; Diversisporales; Gigasporaceae.
UCUUCACCUGGCGAUACUCGUAAACUUGUCAAAGAACUUCCUGAUGAAACUUAUGAAAGCACUCCAAAUGCUAAAUUCUUCCUAUUAGAACCUCUUCCAAAACCUAUUCCUGAUUUCUUGCCAAUCUUAAGGAUACCUUUUGAUCAUUCAAUGUUUUACAACCUUAUCACCUUACAAGCCCAAAUG